Messenger RNA from Mercurialis annua (annual mercury), 1948 nucleotides. RefSeq names its product sucrose transport protein SUC2. The transcript is spliced from 4 exons. Gene Ontology annotation, cellular component: plasma membrane; vacuole. Lineage: Eukaryota; Viridiplantae; Streptophyta; Magnoliopsida; Malpighiales; Euphorbiaceae. Bases 117 to 1718 code for a protein of 533 amino acids. Gene Ontology annotation, biological process: sucrose transport. The record is from RefSeq and is a predicted model, not a curated record. Gene Ontology annotation, molecular function: sucrose:proton symporter activity.
AGCAGCAGUGAUUGCCAGUUGCUGUUGUGAAUCACCACUAUAAAUUCCCAUGCAAACACCCCAAGACUCUCAAUCCCAACUUCUUUCUUUCUAUCUAUUUCCUUCAAUUCAACAAAAUGCAGCCUCAUUCCUCCGCUAAAGAUAGCAAACAACCACCAACCUCUGCUCCGCCACCUCUUAUGGUGGCCGGACAUGCAGAACAACCCAAUUCCACCCCUUUGAAAAAAAUUGUAAUGGUGGCUUCUAUAGCCGCCGGAGUUCAAUUUGGCUGGGCUUUACAGCUUUCUCUUUUAACUCCUUAUGUUCAACUUCUCGGUAUACCUCAUACAUGGGCCGCUUUCAUUUGGCUCUGCGGACCUGUUUCCGGUAUGUUAGUCCAGCCGAUUGUUGGUUACCAUAGCGAUCGUUGCACCUCUCGGUUCGGCCGUCGCCGCCCUUUUAUUGCUGCCGGUGCCGCUUUUGUUGCUGUAGCUGUUUUUCUUAUCGGCUACGCUGCUGAUUUGGGCCAUCUUUCCGGCGAUUCUCUUGAUAAAUCGCCGAAAACUCGGGCAAUUGCUGUCUUUGUUGUCGGAUUUUGGAUUCUUGAUGUUGCUAAUAAUAUGCUUCAAGGUCCUUGUCGUGCACUUCUUGCUGAUCUUUCUGGUGUCAACCAGAAAAAAACGAGAACAGCUAAUUCUUUAUUCUCUUUCUUUAUGGCCGUCGGAAACGUUCUUGGAUUCGCCGCUGGGUCGUACACUCACUUAUACAAGAUGUUUCCGUUCACAAAAACUAUAGCGUGUGAUGUUUACUGUGCUAAUCUCAAAUCUUGUUUUUUCAUUUCAAUCGUCUUGCUUUUAACGCUUACGACCCUAGCCCUUGUUUACGUAAAAGAAAAGCCCUGGUCGCCGGACCAGGAUGUUGAGGCCAUCGACGAUGACGCAGCUUCAAUCGCGUCAACGGCGCAACCCAUGCCAUUCUUCGGAGAAAUUUUCGCUGCUUUAAAGAAUCUUCAAAGACCAAUGUGGAUUCUUCUUCUGGUAACAUGCUUGAACUGGAUUGCAUGGUUUCCAUUUCUGUUAUUCGACACUGACUGGAUGGGGAGGGAGGUCUACGGCGGAGAUUCAAGCGGCUCCGCCGCAUUAUUGAAACUCUAUGACAGAGGAGUCCGCGCUGGAGCACUUGGGUUGAUGCUUAACUCGGUGGUUUUGGGAUUCACUUCUCUUAGUGUAGAAAUGUUAGCGCGUGGUGUUGGUGGCGUUAAGAGAUUGUGGGGUAUAGUGAAUUUUAUCCUUGCACUGUGUCUGGCCUUGACAGUGCUGAUUACCAAAUUAGCAGAGAGCAACCGGAGGUUUGCCACCGUGAGCGGUGGAUCUAAAGUACCGUUGCCACCACCAAGCGGCGUUAAGGCCGGUGCACUGGCCCUUUUUGCGGUCAUGGGUGUUCCUCAAGCUAUUACUUAUAGCAUUCCAUUUGCUUUGGCAUCAAUAUUUUCAAACACAUCUGGUGCUGGUCAAGGCCUUUCUUUGGGAGUUCUUAAUCUUUCAAUAGUCAUACCACAGAUGUUGGUGUCCGUUGUAAGUGGACCAUGGGAUGCAUUAUUUGGAGGAGGUAAUUUGCCAGCAUUUGUGGUUGGGGCAGUGGCCGCGGCGGUUAGCGGAAUAUUAGCGUUUACCCUCCUCCCGUCGCCACCGCCGGAUGUUCCGUCCUCCAAGAGGACUACAAUAGCUUCUUUCCAUUGAUGAACAACUCCAUUCCAUGUGACAAUGUUAUUUUUUCUUUUUUUUGGGACCUAAACUACUGUAAUGAGCCCUUUUAUAGAGCUCUCUCUCUGCCUUUUUUUUUUAAAGAUGUGUAACAAUAGAGUCAUCAAUGGCCAAAAAUGGUGAAUUUGAUGAUGGGUGAAUAUCAAUGGCUGUACACAUGUUUGUGUUUAAUAUGCAUAAUGUAAUAUACAGUCAAGUUAAGCUUC